CCACGGGUCCGGGGGCGGAGCCAAGCCAGGUUUUUCUAGCGUCCAGGCAUUGCAGGUCUCCAAGUUUGGCUCUCUAUCCUUAGCUUCUCCGUGCUACCCCGACGACAGCUGCCAAGAUGAUGUGUGGCGGGCCAUCCGCCACAAUGCCGGCCACAGCCGAGACGCAGGAGAUCGCCGACAAGGUGAAGUCCCAGCUCGAAGAGAAAGAAAAUCAGAAGUUCAACGUCUUUAAAGCCGAAUCCUUCAAGAGACAGGUAGUGGCUGGCACCAACUUCUUCAUCAAGGUUGAUGUUGGUGACAAUAAAUAUGUACACUUGAAGGUGUUUGAACCCCUCCCUCAUGAGAACAAGCCUUUGAGCUUGACUUCUUACCAGACCAACAAAGAAAAACAUGACGAGCUCACCUUCUGAUUCUGCGGUCCCUUUGCCGAGUACUUCACCCUUGGGACCUGUGUUUGGGACCACGGAGUAAAUGCGCCUCUGGGGUGGAGAGGAUGGGGCUGGGCAGCUUGUUUGUAAUUCCCAAACUGCACUGUAUUUUGCCUCCUUCCAAAUAAUUAUUUUCAGAAAACUGUA
This is a messenger RNA of Mastomys coucha (southern multimammate mouse), 575 nucleotides long. It is a transcript of the gene Cstb, whose product is annotated as cystatin B. The coding region runs from base 117 to 410 and encodes 97 amino acids. NCBI's taxonomy places the organism in Eukaryota, Metazoa, Chordata, Mammalia, Rodentia, Muridae. The transcript is spliced from 3 exons. Gene Ontology annotation, molecular function: cysteine-type endopeptidase inhibitor activity. The record is from RefSeq and is a predicted model, not a curated record. Gene Ontology annotation, cellular component: cytosol.